Mytilinidion resinicola is the source of this 1439-nucleotide messenger RNA. RefSeq lists its product as uncharacterized. Lineage: Eukaryota; Fungi; Ascomycota; Dothideomycetes; Mytilinidiales; Mytilinidiaceae. The coding region runs from base 238 to 1107 and encodes 289 amino acids. The transcript has 3 exons. Gene Ontology annotation, molecular function: DNA-binding transcription factor activity, RNA polymerase II-specific; zinc ion binding; RNA polymerase II cis-regulatory region sequence-specific DNA binding. Gene Ontology annotation, biological process: positive regulation of transcription by RNA polymerase II; negative regulation of transcription by RNA polymerase II. The record is from RefSeq and is a predicted model, not a curated record.
ACACUCGACGAGCGGCCCUCGCUGCCGUCCAUUGGCCACGACAUCUCGCGCCCGUCGUCGACUUCGACCCAGGCCUCGGGCCAGCACUACUCGCUUCAGCGGCAGGGCAGCAACUCGUCGCUGCAGCUGCCCGGCCUGUCCGCCCUGGCGUCCAUCGCGUCGUCGAGCCCGGCGGCGGGCAAUGUCGUCAAUCCGGACACCAAUACCCCCCCUCACAGGCCCUUCAAUGGACACAGCAUGACCUACGCAACCUCAGCUCCAGCCACCUCGGGCGGCCAGGCCAACUCGCCGCCUGUCUGCCAGAACUGCACCACGAGCACCACCCCGCUCUGGCGCCGCGACGAAACUGGCUCUGUUCUCUGCAACGCCUGUGGCCUCUUUUUGAAGCUUCACGGCCGCCCUCGGCCUAUCAGCCUCAAGACCGAUGUCAUUAAGAGUCGGAAUCGCGUCAAGACUGCCGGCCAGGGCCCUCGGAAGAACAAGUCGACCGACGCCAAUGGCCUCCCCGCUGCCCACCCUGACGCCGACCCCCUCUCCGCCCUGACACAACAUCGACGGCAGUCGCAAAAGAUGUCGUCGGGCAAUUCGGAGCGCUCCAACUCGCCAAUCUCGCGCACAGGCACCCCGAGCCUGCAGCACCCGUCGAACAUUGCCCCCCAGCACAUGUUUGACGGUGUCAUUCACGGCGAUGUCUACCACUCUCCGUCUCUGCCGUCCUUCCAUAUCCGCCAGCCGUCUCCGGGGUCGACCUCAUCUGUAAACGGCUCGCACCUCGAGCCGCCUCUCUCCUACGAAGCCCUCGCGGCACAAAACACGUCGCUCAAGACACGCGUCAGCGAGCUCGAGGUGAUCAACGGCCUUUUCAAAGGACGUGUCAACGAACUCGAACAGAGCGAACAGAACGCGCGAGACAACGAGAAUAUAGCCCGGGACACCGAGGCACACCUCAGAGCCAAGCUCGAGGACGCGCGACAAAGAGAAGCUGAGCUCAAGCGGAAGCUGGAGGACCUAGAGGCGGAGGGGGGUCCUCGACACAAGAAGAUACGACUCAACGACAUUAUAGACGAAAGUCGCGCGAGUACGCCCUUCAGCUCGACGGCCGAGUAGUUGGUCGGGCUGAGGGUGCCUCUCUGCCCUAAUCUUUUUUACACGCCCCUUUCUCUUUUCUAACGAUAUUACUUUACGACACUGCCGGAACUGGACGUUUCCUACCUGCCUUUUAUUCGCCUAUUCGACACCCAGCCUAUGGGGUUUCAUUUCUCUACUUCGCCCACGGCCCACGGCCGGUGCUUGGGAGCUGCGAUGCCCCAUUUGACUUAACCCCCUUGAUCACCCAUUUUUCAGGCCUACCUGAACGGUGCUACCAACCCACUUAGACCACCCCCAGCGUCAGCCGCGCCCAAAAAAGUUCACCCCCAUCAUGCUCUCCCCGAGCUCUA